AUGGGCAAUUCUGACUCGUCUGAUGAGAUAUUAGAGACUGAUUGGUUACAGUGGCAGGAAUUGGAACCUUGUCUGGAAAUUGGAGAUCUGAUCGAGUUCCACCGUGGAAUCUACAACGUGCGUACUAUUCUGGUUGUUGAAGUAGAAGCAAUCCCCUUUGUGAGUCGGGCUCUGUGUGUCGCUCGAAAAGAUGGAACAGUCUAUGUUGCCCAAUUGUCACCCGGGGAGAACGAAUGCGGAGGUGAAUCAUCGUCUUCUUCUGGUUCUAGCGUGAUGAUUGCUAAUGCAGACAAGGCAAAGGUUAGGAUAGAUAGACUAAGUGCGGUAUCAGAAGGAAAUUAUUGUCGAAAAAACAAUUCUUUGGAUUGUGAAUAUACUCUUUUUUCGCAGUCCGUUAUCGUUGAUAGAGCUCAAAACAGAGUUCUUGAGUGUUGCCGUUGGUACUGGAGAUUACAGUUUGUUUUCAAUAACUGCGACCAAUUUGUGAGAUAUUGCAGAUAUGGAAAAGCUGAAAGCGACCAGGCGGAAGCGGCAGAAGCGGUAGUUGAUACGGCAGUAAUAGGACUCAUAGGAGCGGACCAAUUAGCCGAUGGGAUCGUCGAGGAAGUUCAGGACAAUCAGACAGAACCCAAAGCCUCAUAUAUUUCUUAG
This is a messenger RNA of Enterobius vermicularis (human pinworm), 651 nucleotides long. NCBI's taxonomy places the organism in Eukaryota, Metazoa, Nematoda, Chromadorea, Rhabditida, Oxyuridae. The record is from the annotation of a GenBank genome assembly.